AUGGGUGGUCCGACCACUGUUGCCGCUGCAACAGCAGCUGGCGACGGUUCAUCUUCGUCUUCCUCGGCAGCACCCGUAGGAGCAUCAUCAUCGUCAUCAGCAGCAGGAACAGCAGCGGGAGCAGCAACAACAACAGCAUCAACAGGCGAUGAUACCGCAGCUAUUCCCUCUGGUUUUCUGGGUACUCUGGUUCCUGUGCGUCGUACAUUUAUAGAAGAAGUGCCUGAAGAUCUUCGCUGCCCCAUUUGUUAUGACGGUGCAGCAAACUGCAGCACGCGCUGCGGUCACGCCUUCUGUCUCCACUGUCUAUACAGCCACAUCACCACCCGCAUCAUACAUCAACAAAACACUGCCUGUCCCCUCUGCAGAUCUGCUAAUGCUGGGCUCGGCAUCAGCACCGUCUCAGGAGAGAAGUCAGCAAGGGCUCGUGCAUUGCGUGUGCGUUGUUUGGGUUAUGAGGGGGGUUGUAUGGUGGAGGGCCCUUUGGCUUCGGUUGAGCAGCACGAGGCCUCCUGCCCCUCCGUCCUCAUCUUCUGUAGAUUCAGAGACGCGGGGUGCAGCACCCCUGUGCUGCGCAGAGAGGCUUCCCUUCAUGAGAACCGCUGCCGCUUCAACCCCGCCGUCCGCUGCUGCCAGCAUUAUCUCUCCGGCUGCAGGGUCCGCGGUAUUGAGGAGCUGCUGCAGCAGCACGAACCUCGCUGCAGGUACCGGAAUAUGCAGAAGUUUGUAAGCUGUCGCCACGCGUCUUUGGGUUGUGGUUUGCGGGUGCGAAAGCAGUACCGCGAGCGGCACGCCGACUGCUGCGCCUUUAGAAUCCUACAUGAAUUAAAAACAGGCAACAAGCAGCAGCAGCAGCAGCAGCAGCAGCAACAGCAACAGCAGCAGCAGGAUGCACUCAGCAGCGCCCCGGCCAGUGAAUGCGGUGCCGAAGGAGCAGCAGCAACAGGAGAUGCUUCCUCCUCAGCAGCAGCAACAGCAGCAGGAGCAGAAGCAGCCGACGCUUGCUCCACAUCAGCGGAAGCUGCUGCCCCAUCAACAGCAGCAGCAGCAGCAGCAGCAGCAGCUGGUGGUGGUGGUGGUAGUGAGUUGAAGACGAGUGACUGCGCGGACUUGUGUUUGGCGCUGCAGUGGAGCUCGCAGCAGCAGCUACCUGAUGAGCUGCUGCUGCUGCGGCUGCAGGAAUUUCUGCCGAAUGUUGCAAAUAUAGCAGAGGGAAGAUUUCCAGGAGAAUUUCAUGUUGUACUCAAACAGUAA
Eimeria mitis is the source of this 1254-nucleotide messenger RNA. Its product is annotated as zinc finger (C3HC4 type RING finger) protein, putative. Gene Ontology annotation, biological process: regulation of transcription by RNA polymerase II. Gene Ontology annotation, cellular component: nucleus. The record is from RefSeq and is a predicted model, not a curated record. The coding region runs from base 1 to 1254 and encodes 417 amino acids. The transcript has 4 exons. Lineage: Eukaryota; Apicomplexa; Conoidasida; Eucoccidiorida; Eimeriidae. Gene Ontology annotation, molecular function: transcription cis-regulatory region binding; metal ion binding.